AUGCACGUUCAAAGGCUCGUGUUUGGAAUAUGCGCUUUAGCGGGAUAUAUUUAUUGUGAUAUAGCAAUCGAAUUAUGUGAUACGGUUCGGUUGUCCUGUUCGGCCCGAGAUGGCUGUCAGAUGGCACUUACGAACUUCUUUGUUGGUUGUAACGACGUAAUAUAUGGAAAGGGAAAUAAGUGUACGACCAAGUGUGAGCAUGCUUUAAUUUCGCUGCUUUCUACAGAAGAUAAAGCGGGUUUGGCAUUUAUGAAUUGCAAUUGUAGUGGAAAUGCUUUGUGCGAGGAAAGAAAAGCCAGGGUGGAGGUGUGUACGAGAGUUGUUUUAAAAUCUAUGACUCAUUUAGAAAACAAGGACCAUUCGAUUAGUUGUAAUUUGGCACAAUGGAUUUGUGAGGCUGAUACUGCGUGUCUAACAGCUUUAGACUAUUAUGCCCAGCACUGUUCUAAAUUGUUAUUAGCAGAUAAAUGCACAUCACGAUGUAACAACAGUCUCCAAAUUCUGUAUAGACAGAAAAAUGCCAAAAAAUUACCCAAUUGUUACUGUGAUGGUAAAGAGGAAUAUGACUGUUAUAAACUCAAAUAUAAUACAGAGAAAUAUUGCUUCCAUAAAGAACCCAAUAUUCCUUAUGUUGAUAACAGGUCAAGGAAACCAUCGCAUUCCAGUCACAAGAACUCAGGGAGAAAAGGUAAUGAUUUAUAG
Molecule: messenger RNA, 702 nt
Organism: Lottia gigantea (owl limpet)
Lineage: Eukaryota; Metazoa; Mollusca; Gastropoda; Lottiidae
Exons: 1
Coding region: 1-702 (233 amino acids)
Biological process (GO): regulation of cell cycle
Source: RefSeq, a predicted model, not a curated record